AUGCCAAGACGUGAAGCAAUUCGGACGUUGUUAAACUUGCAAGAUCCAACUAACGCUACCAAACUUGGUGCUUGUCUUCCUACUCCUCCUCCUACCGAUUGCAGUGACAGUUGUAGUGGUAAUUGUGGUUGUAAUUGUGUUGGUCCUCCUGGUUGUGUUGACAUUUUCACUCUGUUAUUCGUACAUUCACUUCCAUUCUCUACUUUAUGUUUUGUUUCUGUUAUAAUACCAGAUGAAGAUCUCAUAUAUAUAAAUGAACGUUUACAAUUAAAAGUACAUAUGAAUCGUGAAGAUGCAUUAAAUUCAAUUAUCGAAUUAGAAAAUUAUUAUAUAGGUCUCAAAAAUAAUUUACAUGGUUCACCAUCAGAAAUGGUUGAUGAAGCCUGGCAUGCACAUAUAUUAAAUACACCAAUGUACUUUCGUUUUUCUACGGCAGAAUUUGGUUCAUAUCUGCAUCAUAUACCAUUUUGGUCUGGUAAUAGAAAACAGAUAGGCCAACUGAAUGAUGAUAUAUCAAUGCUUGAAAAAUUAAAAAAAUUGGGCAUUGAAAAUAUAAAUGAAACUGUCUGGACAUAUCGAUCGAAAAAAAUGAAGAACUAG
Messenger RNA from Rotaria sp. Silwood1, 600 nucleotides. Lineage: Eukaryota; Metazoa; Rotifera; Eurotatoria; Philodinida; Philodinidae. The record is from the annotation of a GenBank genome assembly.